GUUCAUUAGAGUGUUUAUUAUUAAUUUAAAGAAAGUAAAGUUAUAAUUAAAAGCAUUUGACUUUGAUUUCAUUUUUAAUUUUCACAGUCCCACCCUUCCUGCCGACUCCCGGGUGUCAAUAACUUAAUUAAUAUUAAUGGAUAUACAAUAGUAAUAUAUUAAUUUAUAAUUCUGAUACCUCUUCUAAACGACUGAUCUACUUUUUUUAGUCUUAUACUUUUAGUGUAGGCUUAGACUUAGAGUUAAGAGUAAUUUAGACUUUGUCAUGAGUCAAGUGACAAGUGGUCUUAAAAUUAAAAUAAAACUUAAAGUCUUAAGAGUUAAGAGAUUUCAAUUGAGUUUUAGUUUUAGUAAUUUUAAAUUUUGAUGAUUAGAAGAUGUUGGUACAUAGUAGAAAUAAGUAUUAUUUUUAUUUUACUGUGCAUAUAUUUUGCGUUAAAAUUUUAACCACUAAAAUGUAUUCAUUAAUAAGAAUGUAUCAUUUAUUAGUUAAUUUUUUUUUAUUCACAUAUGAUUUUAGUCAAAUCCAGGUUUUGAAGUGACCUUCACAAUUCACAACAAACAAAAUGGCAGGUGUACACAAACUUGUAAGUUUAUCUCUAUCCUGUGAUGCUGUAGCAUAUAUAUGUAUAUGAAAGUGAACUUUAUAUAACAUUCCAUUUGGGACAGGGGGCCCCGAACUCGUUUUUUUUCUUAUAUGAGCUAUAUUAAUAAAUGAACAACAAAUACUCCUACAUGAAUAGAUGGAUAUUGAGGAAAGCUAGGGCCGUCGUUUAUUGUCAUAUUAAAGUACCGACCGAAGGUUACUGAACUCAUAAUAUUCAUUCUUCUGGGUCCGGGGGCCCCAUUUAAUUUUUCCAUAUAUAAGUUAUAAAACUAUCAAUAGGCUUAGACAAUACUAUAUAGUAUAGGUGCGAAGUGCAGAAAACAGAGAGAAUGGAGGAUAGUUUUCAUGUCAUCUGUGGCGCCCCAAUGGUCCAAGGCACCAAGGACUAAGGAUAGGUACUUUGACACACAUUUUAAAUAUUGUCCAAUAGCCACAAAUGAUACACCAUUUUAAAGGGCUCGCUAUAAGCUUUGCAAAAACACCAAUUUCAUCUUUCUAUCUUUUAUGGAAAAAAAGUUAUGAUUUUUUUGGUGAAUUUUUUAACCCCUUUAUUUAUCUUUGUAUUUAACGAAAAAACUUGUGACCAACUUUCCACAUUUCUGCUUUAUUUUGUCCACAACUUUUUUAUUUUAAAAGAUAAUGCUACCAAACUUUCAGGAGACAUUCUCAAUGCAAUAUACAACACAAUAAACAACAAAACUUUUAUAUAACAUCAAGACUUUUAUUUUUUUAUAUAUUUAAUCGAGGGUAUGUUCAGAAAAAAGUGAACAGAAAAAUUGGGAAAAUCAUUAUUUAUACAGGAAAAAUUGAAAAAAAUAACAUGUUUAUUGAAUUUUAACUAAUUUUAUUAUGCUUGUGUUAAAUUUUAAAUCAUUAUAUUUAUAAAAAGGUAAGUAGUCUUUUUUUAUAUAUAAAAUUGAACGCAUGUAAUUAUAUAUAACAAAUACUAAUAUCACCCAUAAAACUAAUUACAAGCAUACCCUUAUCGGAGUAUGUCAUUAAAUAUUAAAAGGUAAUGGGGAUCUUCUGCCUGCCAUUUUCCGGGUAGAAUGCCCUACAGUGACUUCUUUGUCUUGUUGAUGAAACCCACACAUUUUUCCUUCAUAAACUUUGUCGCCGCCAUCUGCAUCCAAACGUUCCGCCUUAUUGGAUAUGGGCCAUGGAAGGAAUUCCAAAGUUUGCAACAGAAAUGUAAAAUUUUCUCUUCCACCCAAAAGAAGCCUAACAUUAAAUACUAAUCAUAAUUCUGAAUCUAUACAAUUUUUUUGUUUCUUUUUAAUAUUAUUCAAGUGAUGUUUUUAUUAAAUUUAUUUCCUUUUUUUUGUUUUGUUUAUUUAAUUAGAAAUAUAUUAUUCUUAUUUAUUUAUUUAUUUUAAUAAACUUGUUAUAGACUAAUUCAUAGGUUAUCUAAUUUUAAUUUUAAACAAGUCACAGUCACGCAAUUUUCACAAAAAAUAUAUCAUAUGUACGAAAAAAAAAAUAAUUUUAUAAUGCAUUACCAUAUUUUAUUGGAAUUACAAUUGAUAAUAGUAUAUUUUUAAUAGUGGUAGCAACUGCUUUUAUUUUGUUAUUAUCAUUAAUUAUAAUUUAUAAAUACCACUAAUAACUAGCAUUAUAUAUUAUAGUAGUAGUAUUACUACUACUACAUAUAAUAAUUAUAUAAAUCAAGGGACAAAACAAGUCCGAAAUUCACCGGACUACACGAACUACAAUUAUUUAAAAUUAUUUAAUUUAUUAAGUUGUACUACUUUCUAAUAAUAUUGUAAAACAGUUUUCCCUUUAUUAACUAAUUAGUCUACCACGGAUUAUCAAAGAUGAACUAUAAUGAAUAAAUGAAAAUAUCUUUAAGUUAAAUUGGUAAUAACAACCAUUUCCGACAACCCACUUUUUUUUGUGAGGGGGGAUGACUCGGGUGACUACUAACAAUUUUAUUUUCUUACACCUUCCAGUUGGAUCGGCAUAACUUUUGUGCGUUUGGGCUAAUUUUAAUGAAGUAAAGUUAUUAAACUGUGUGAAUGAAUGAAGCAGUAUUGAGCUAAACCACUAUGUGUUUGAGCUUUACAUUAAAAAGUAAUAAGCAAUUAACGUGCAUACCGAUGGAAAAUUAAAUACGCUACCGGUCACAAGAUUCUAAAUGCUGCAAAUAUGGUAUUCACAUGUUUGGAAAAAUAUGUGCUCUACGUCACCGAUAAUUUAAAUACUAUUAUUAGGAAACAGUGACGUACAACGAAAAAAAACGACACCCUCGAUAUGCCGUAUAGCUAUAUUGCAGCUCAAGUUUUUUCGUGAUUUUUCGACUGCGCAGAAGGGAUGCGCGUGCGUCUUUUAAAAUACCUACUAAGGAACAUGAUGAUGAUAGGUUCUAUGUGAAUUGAUGAAUCUAGGCCUAGCUUGGUGGCAAUGCCCUUCAUUGUCCGCUGGUCCGUAUCAAAAUAACAGUGGAUUUAAAAAGAAUAAUAUCCAAUCCUUUCUGGGCCGAUCCAGACUUUUCCAGAAAGUUCAAUAAUUUUAAAAAGGCUAUAUCUAUGGCAUUAUUAAGCCGAUUUUAAUGAGACAACUUUCAAAUCUUAACUUUAUUAUUUAUAAAUUAUCGGCCUGAUUUUUAUAGGGUCCCCAAUAGCUAAAACGGUACACUUAUGAAUAUGGAAUGGGCCCCCACUGGGGCCCCUCUUUCAUCUUAAAUGUACUAUAUUUAUAGUAGUGCAUUAAGUUAUAAUUUUUCGUAUUCAAAAAAAAUUACGCCGAGAAGUAAUUUUUUUACAUGUUCUGAGGAAGAUAUUAAAUUUUAUCUUGAAUUUUCCUGAACAUUCAAUUUUUGCUCUACUGCAAGAUAUAAUUGGAUCUAAAAGCUUUUUGAAGUGUUAGUUUAUUUCUAUUCAUCUCUUUACUUUCAUGGGGAUUUUCUCCAAUCUGUCAGAAACUGAACCCAGGACACUUUCAGUUGUCUGGGAAAUGUUCACUGCAUUGGUCACAAAUCAAUUUCUACUACCCCCUUCCCCAAGGCUUCAAGUUUCAUGUGACCAUCCAAAUGCACAGAAAAAAAAGAGGGUGGGGGGAUGCCUAGAAUCAAUGUCAAUAUAAUACAACCAUCUGCUAAAGAUUGUCAAUAAAAAUACACUGUAGGAAAUCCAUUUGAAAAGAAAAGAAACUCUGGAGGUAUUUUAUGCCCCAGCUGAUAACAUAAAAAUGUAUAAAACUUAGAACAUUAAAAAAAAUUAUUUUAAUGUCUGCCCCCCAAGUAGUGGGAAAAAGGAGAUUUCCAUGCUCCCUAAAAAAAUAAUUUAAUUAAAUUGGAUUUCAAUUUUGCUGUCUUUUUAGGCCCUAAAGUUUAAGAUUCACAAUUGUAUGAUAAAACUUUGUUACCAGGUAAUGACAUAUAUUUGUAUUGCAAUAUCUGAUUAACAAUUUUUAAAAAUAUGUACAUCUUGUUUUAGCAUUACACUGUCAGCAACUGUCUCCUCUGCAAUUUACUUUUUAUUUCAUAUAUUUGGGCUGAAUUCUCCCUGGUCUUUUUUUUUUGUUGCCCUUUCCUUAAGUCUUCUGGAUUUUACUUAGGAAAAAUUGCUCUCCUUUAGUCAUUGCUUUUGUGAUUUGGUGUGAUCUAUGAUAUAUCUGAAACACCCUAUACUAUAUAGGUUGAUUCCCCAUUAAUUAAGCUAUUCCCCCAUAAUUUAAUAUUAACAUUAUUCUGUUGUGGAUAAGACAAGCUGACACUUCCUGCUAAAGAUUUCCAUGAAAAGUUUUUCAUUAUAAUCUAAAAAACUAGAAUCUUAACAUUUUAUGUUUGAUAUCUUUAUUUAACAGACUACAGGACUAACAGGACUUGCUGUUGCAAAGCAUCCUCAUCAGGUAAUGUUAAUAUUUUUAUUCGGUGCAAAGAUUAUUUGUGAUGGCAUAAGCAGUUAAAGAAGCUUUGAUUUUUAUUGGGUGGGGGAGUGCUUUAUUCAGGAGAUUUUGAGUAUGGUGAGUAGGAUUUCUGCGUUCGCUGGUUUUUAUUUAUACAGGGUAUAUGUGACAAAAAUCACUCUCAUCCUGGAACCCAAUUAAUUCAAUUAAAAAUAUAUUACAAAUUUUAUUAAACUACGAGAGUAGAUUUUUAAAAUUGUUUUGUUUUGCUUUUUAUACUAAUGAACAAAAAAACCCGGCCUAUUGCUCAAAAUGCAAACAUACACUCAAGAACCUAAAAGCUAUUCUGACCACAAAAUUAACCACUGAAGGCCUUGCUACAGAUCAAUUUUAACGAACCGUGAAAAACUCAGAAACUUUCAAGACUGAAAACAAACUGUGCAAUUCAACUGGAUCAAUAAAAGCAUCUUAUUUUGUUUUAUUAAAUAUAUCCUUAAUUUCUUAUUUAUUAUGCAUAGAAAUCUGGUUUAAAUAUAUUUUCAUUUCCAAAAUGUUACAUUUAAAACCCUUUUCUUUUUUUUUUCAAUAUAUCACUGUAAGGGUCCCUUGGCUUCUAUAUGAAUUUGGUGGUUAUUUGAAAACCCUUGAGACCUGUGUACUAGAGUUACAGAUCUAAUUAAUUCAGCGCAGUUAACUAGAUUUUACAGUACUUGAAUUAUAGCAACAAUCUGUGACUUUGUGAAAUUUUAAAAAACAAGAAAAUUGUAUUUUAAAAGAUUGUACCCAGUAUAUCCCAGGAUGGGAGGAUUUCCUGAGAAGUCUUUUAUUUAAUAAAAAUCGUGUGGGAUCCUUUAAUAAACUUGUGAGUGGCAAGGGGUCUCAGCAUAAUGUGUACAUACACUUAUGAAAAAUUCUGCCAUAAUUAAACUGAAAUUUUGGCAGUCCAUAAAUAUCCUUUUAUAUAGCCAACUUUCAACUAAAACUCUGUGAAACUGAAAUCAAUGAUUACUUAUUAUCUUAAACUUAAAAGGGUAUAAAAAUAUCACUGCCAUUUGUCAUAAUUUUAUCAUCAAACUGUUAGAUAUCGCAACAUUGAUACUUAGCCUAGUAACAAAUUUAGUCCACUGUGUACCUUUGUAUGGAUCCCUGCCUAGUUCAUAAUUUUUUUCAUAAUUAUUUUGUUUGGCUGAACCAAAGAUUGUUAAUCAAUAAAGAUUUAAUAUAGGUUCUUGAAGUUGAAUAUCUACUAUGCCAAACAGCCAGCUGUAAUUGUGAAAAUUGAAGAAAACUCAUGACUUAAUUUCUUGAACAGGGUUUGGGUAUUUGGAUUGAUUACUAUGUUCAUCAUAAUUGUCCAUAGAGUUUCCUCUUCAACUUCAAUGGAUUUCCUCCACACUAAGUUGGGCUUGCGGGAGGGGGGUUGAGUACCAAAAUUAUGGAUGGCUGUAUAUAAAUUAAUAUUCUCAUAUAUAAUUUUUUUUUUUUUUUCCGACAGACGCUUAGAGCCUUGUAUUCCAAGAUUUUGAGUAAUUUACAGAAGAUGCCAGCUAGUGCUGGCUAUCGCAAACACACUGAACAGAUUAUCAAUCAGCGUUUAGGUCUUGUUAAAGCUGUAAGUUUUUUUUUUCUAUUUUUAAAUCUCUCUAUAUUGUUCUUUUUUUCCUUAAGCUAGAAGGGAAAAUAAGUGUAAUGAUUUGCUUCCUUCUCAUUUUAGAUUCACAUUCACAAGUACCUUCUUUUCCAUUUUUAACAUUUUAUUUUAGUCAAAUAGAUGUUUGGAGAAUUAGUACAAACCAAGGGCCAUAUCAAUUGUACAAAGACCCACCCAUAGUCGCAACAAUAAAAAAGGCAGACUGCACUGGACAGGAAAUAUUGAAAGGAUGGCCGGAUUGUAGAGCAGCAAAAUAGAUAUACAGGCAGAAACCAAGGGGCAGACAGCUCACCGGUCGACCAAGACUGAGAUGGAUCGACGAUGUAGGGAAUUGAGUAUUCGCGCAUUGAGGCAGAAAGCCAUGGAUCGAUCCGAAUGGAAGGAUGUGUUAGAGCCGGCCAGGGCUCUACAUGGGCUGUAUCGCCACUGAUGAUGAUGAUAUGUUAAUGCUCCCAUUUGGUUUUUGGAAAGUAAUUAAAUGAAAAUGGAUAAAUUUUCUUUUUUAUUUACUCUUGGCAGGAAGCUGAAGUGAUAAAGUUGGAAGAAAAAAUAAACUGUGGUCAAAUAGAAGAAGUAAUUAAACAGGUGAAAUGUUUUUUAUCAAUACAAGGAUUCUUCUAAAAUAAUUAAUAAUAUUUGUUUAAACUCUUUACUAACUGAGCGCAGAUAGAUUAGCUUUAUUUUUUACAACUACUUUUUUAACAUAACUAUGAACUAAAUCUUCAGAGAUGGGCAACCUUUUUGUGCAGAGGGUAGCAUGGAUCUUUAUUUAUAUUUAGUGGACUGCAUAUACGUCAUAUAUGUCCUCAUACUUAUAGGUGAACUUUGAACAUUCAUUCUGAGUUAAGUUUACAAUAAAGCAGUGGAAUAAUUUUUUUAUAUUUACUUUAUUUUAUUUGUGUAUAUAAUUCUAUUAUACUGUUUUUCAUAUCUCUAGAAUUUAAAUUAUGGUCAUUUAUAAUUACUGCUUCUAUUAUGGUCACUUAUAAUUAGUGCUGCUAUUUCAGUAGUAAACAGCGUUAAAUUUUAAAAUAUGUUACAAACUGCCUUUGGUCUCUGUACCGUAUCAAAUAACACAUUUUAUCCUUAAUAAAAAGUGCAUGACAUAUUUGAAAAAUGAUCCCCUAGUAUCACAGUGAUCUCAUUAGAUUAUUAUUAUAAAGAAAAUUAUUCCUUAUUCAAAUCAAAUACUCAUUACUAUUAAAAAUAACUUGUUCCUAGGCUGAAAGAGAACUGAGAUUAUCAAGAAAGAUGCUUGAGUGGAAACCUUGGGAACCUCUGAUUGGACAAGCCCCCCCAAACCAAUGGAAAUGGCCUCUUGCAUAGAAAAUUAAAUACUAUUAGAAACUUUAAUGAUAGGUUUUUAUUUUUAUUGUGAAUAAGAAAUUAUUAUGACUAGAUUACAGUUUAGUAAAUAAAUGAAUGCAUGACAGUGAAGUGAGCCAAAUUAAAAGUUUAAAACAGAAUUGAUUUUUUUCCAUUGAUAUUUGUCAGUGCCAGUAUACAAGUUUCAUUAAAAUCUGUAACUAAUG
This is a messenger RNA of Lymnaea stagnalis (great pond snail), 7636 nucleotides long. The record is from the annotation of a GenBank genome assembly. NCBI's taxonomy places the organism in Eukaryota, Metazoa, Mollusca, Gastropoda, Lymnaeidae.